AUGUCAGACAGGAGCUCAAGUGACUCCGAUGUGGAGCUUAUUGACCUCACAGAAGAUGAUAAUUCUCAUCCAGACAUUGAUGGGCAUUUCAAUGAUGCCCCUGACCAGGAGGAGAUCUACCUUGGGCUAGAUAUUCAUGGGGAGUCGAUUUCACAUAUCAUAUAUCGACCUGGUGGCCCUAUGGACGUCGACAAUGAAGAGGAAAGCAGUGACGAAGACCAACAUACUCCUGAAGUCGAAGGAAGCCUUUUCUUUGGCGAUGACGACGAUGAAAUCAGCAAUAGCGAUGGCGAUGACGGUGGACACAGAGGACCUCCAUCCCCACCAUCAUCCGAUGACCCGGGGAGCGAAUCUGACGGGUCCGAAGAUACCGACAGGUCAGAAGAUACCGACAAUCAUCAUAACGACGACGAUGAGGAGGAUGGCGACGAUGAUCAGAGCCAGACAGCUCAACACAACUCAGGGGCUUCUAACAGAGGAAGUCCUGGCGGCGAUGAUUCUGGUGAUGGCAGUUCUGACGACGAAGCAGACCCAGAUGACGAGGAUGUCGACGAUAAUCCUAUCAAUCGUGACGAUGAAGAAGGCAACGUGGAGCACGGACAUAAAAACCCGGAUGCUGAUUUACCUCAGGUCCUAGAAGAAGAAAGUGUCGAAUGGCCAGAAUGGAAUGGCGACUGUAUCGAUACAUGCCAGCCGCCCUGGAACAGUCUUGCUCGCAAAUUCGCAGAUUACCGGAAUCGAUUCCUCAAAAAGAGAGAAGAUUUGAGAGAGUGCAAGAGGGUCAACAAGCGCCGGGUCACCGACCGGAAUCGUCAAAUCAGGAGCCUAAACGAACUGGUGGACAUAAUGAAAGAAGCAGUGAGACAGUUCUAUGCGGCCAAUGACGUAAACAUUCAGCAGAAUGAGAGACUUGUGUCAGAGAACCAGGAACUCCGACGUCUUGUGCCCGAAGAAGAAUUGGAGGAUUUCCCUGACCCUAUUCAGCUGAACAAUGGGGAUAUGGAGGCAUCUCUGCCCGAGGAGAAGCUAGAGAGACUGCCGCCAGAUGUCCGAAUGUAUUUUCGAGAGUGGCGAGGCGCACCAGCAAAGGCCCGAAAGACAGAACGUUCGUGGCCAAAGGUCUACACCCGUUGGAUCAGACAUGGUCAUCAUCCUGACUAUGAUAACUGGGGAGAUAUUCACAAGCUCGCUUGCCAGGAAGAGAAUAUGCCUUCAGUUUUCGGGAAGUCUACGCCACUCAGAACACACCCGGAUCUUACUCUGUGUGCACCGCCUCCUCAACAAGAAGAGAGUGUUAUUACAGGAGAGGGUGAGGUUUGUACUCCUGAGCCAUACGACCGAUGCGAACGGGCACAAAGCCAAGAAGAUACCGGCCCGUUCAACUUCGACAUCCUUCCAACCAAAGAUCGACAGAAGAUAAUCACCAAAAUUCUUCGGUAUGCUCUUAUUUUUGAUGGGAAUAUCAUUCACGCCAUCUCUCGUUUGGAUCCAUUCUUCGAGCCGGCCUCCCCUAACCGGAACUGCAACGGUAAAAUAUCGCUAAUGCAUCGCUUCCACAUUGGGCGGCAGAGAGUUUCUCUCACAUUCGGAACAAUUCAUCCUCAGAAACUCCUUGCACCUCUUCUGCACAUCGAGCUGUUGUGGAUGGGCUCACAGAAGCUCACGUACAUGAUUGACCAAAAGGGCAAGUACGUAUCUCGUCGAACUCAUGAUCUCGCCUAUCUGCCCGAGGCCUGUCGACUGAAGACGGUUGCUAUUCAUCUGCCCGAGUCCUCCAGGGAGUAUAUGCGACGUAAGCAUGAGCCGCCUCAGAUCAUUCAGUUCUUGGCACAAAAGACGAGGAGCCAGCCUAACUUCCGCCGCUUCCGUGCGUUGCGUACGUUGCAGGGUGUUGAUUAUCUAUACUGCCUUCGUGGAGUUCGGGAAAUGGCCUUCUCCGACUACGACGAAUCGCGACGACAGCCCCCGAAAAUGCCAGUUCGUGACUGGACCUUUGUCCGUGACAUCAACGAGUCUGUACGCAGGGAAAAGUCUGCAAAUGACGAACACUUCUCCCAGCUUCGGUACCUAGCUCCAUUGUUGAUCCAGCCUUCCGUCGAACUCGCUAGGCAACUUGAGGACAUCGUCAACCCGCCUCAGCGAUUAGGUCUCAUGUCACCACCUCCUGAUAUGUAUCCCCAGCUGCAGGCCGCUUUGGAUCAGGCUGAUAAUUCUGAGGAUGAAUCUGAUGGGGAUGCCAGCGGCGGAGAUUCUGAUGAAGAGAUGGGGGGCGACACUGACGAUGAUAGCAGUGACAGUGAUGACGAUGAUGGCGGCGGCACAGAUGCGCGCUUCAAUUAUCAGCAUCUUGCUGCGGAUGAUCACGGUCGUGAGCGAGAUGAGAGCCCGGCCGAUCUCGAUGAGCUGGCAGCAGGACUGUCCGAUAUAUUAUCUGAUGAUCAGUCUGAUUCCAACUCUGAACAAGAGAAGAAGGAAGAGGUAUGGUCAGUUAAUGGGCAGACGAUCGACUUAAUAAGCGACGAUGAGGACGGUGAUGGACCCCAGUAUGGAAGAGACCGGUCCACCUCUCUAUUCGUUCGAAGCCCCCCACGGGCAAAUCGACCUGUGUUCACCACCAAGGUCGAAACACCAUCUCCUCCAAGGGCAACCCCUUCAGCUCUCGCUGACCAGGCUGAAAUAACGCCGGCGAGGGAGAACCGCGCUGAUAGUAGCUUGUUUGUGAGCCCUACCCCCUAUGAGGAUCUGAACCCUCAAGCAGGAGAUCGCUCAUCGCCAAUUGACCUCACUGAAGGUAUGGGGGUGUCAUUCUCUUCUCGUACCCCAUCCCCACACUCAGGCACGAGCUCGAGCUCGAGCUCAAGCAGCUGUUCUUCAGGGAUCAAGCGAGAAUGGGGUUUGAUCAGCGUGGAUGACGAUGAUGAGAAUGACGGUGACGAUGAGGAUGAAGGCUUCCAAUUCUUAGGAAGUUUUCCCAAGCGGCCACGCCGUCCUGACGGUGGUGAUGAUGACGACGGUGCUGAAAUGAUGGACCUGGAGGAGGGGCCUCGGGAGGAGCGUCAGGAGGAGUUUGUUAUGGCUUAG
Molecule: messenger RNA, 3081 nt
Organism: Fusarium mangiferae
Lineage: Eukaryota; Fungi; Ascomycota; Sordariomycetes; Hypocreales; Nectriaceae
Exons: 3
Coding region: 1-3081 (1026 amino acids)
Source: RefSeq, a predicted model, not a curated record